Messenger RNA from Malaclemys terrapin pileata, 2405 nucleotides. RefSeq names its product abraxas 2, BRISC complex subunit (gene ABRAXAS2). Gene Ontology annotation, molecular function: microtubule binding; polyubiquitin modification-dependent protein binding. Gene Ontology annotation, biological process: protein K63-linked deubiquitination; mitotic spindle assembly; attachment of spindle microtubules to kinetochore. The record is from RefSeq and is a predicted model, not a curated record. Bases 16 to 1260 code for a protein of 414 amino acids. Gene Ontology annotation, cellular component: nucleus. The transcript is spliced from 9 exons. Lineage: Eukaryota; Metazoa; Chordata; Testudines; Emydidae.
GCGGUGGUCUCCAUCAUGGCGGCUUCCAUUUCGGGCUACACGUUCAGUUCCGUCUGUUACUACAGCGCCAACAGCAGCGCGGAUCACGAAGGAUUUCUACUGGGAGAAGUAAGACAAGAGGAGACAUUUAGCAUCAGUGAUUCACAAAUCAGCAACACUGAAUUUCUGCAAGUAAUCGAAAUCCAUGACCACGAGCCUUGUUCAAAACUCUUUAGCUUUUAUGACUAUGCAGGCAAAGUUAAUGAAGAGAGUUUGGACAGAAUUCUUAAAGAUCGAAGAAAAAAUGUUAUUGGAUGGUACAGAUUUAGGAGAAACACUCAGCAACAAAUGUCAUAUAGAGAGCACAUCAUCCAUAAACAGCUGACACACAUUCUUGGAGUGCCUGACCUUGUCUUCCUUCUCUUCAGCUUCAUCUCGACUGCAAAUAACUCAACACAUGCUUUAGAGUAUGUGCUCUUUAGACCAAACCGAAGGUAUAAUCAAAGGGUGUCGCUUGCAAUUCCCAAUCUAGGCAAUACUAGUCAGCAGGAGUACAAAGUUUCUUCAGUGCCAAAUACUUCUCAGAAUUAUGCCAAAGUUAUUAAGGAACAUGGUACUGAUUUUUUUGAUAAAGAUGGAGUGAUGAAGGACAUCAGGGCUAUAUAUCAGGUUUAUAAUGCACUUCAGGAAAAAGUACAGGCAGUGUGUAUAGAUGUAGAAAAGAGUGAACGAGUUGUUGAAUCUUUCCAAGCUGAUGUAAACAAACUAAAAGGGCAAAUAACACAAAGAAAAAACGAAAAGGAGCAAAAACUAAGACUGCAGCAAGCCAUCUUAACCAGGCAAAUGUCAACUGAUAAUUUGGAAUCUAUGUUUCCUCCACGAAUGUCGUACCCUGGAUUUGCUGUGGAAGGUUGCACACUUGAAAACUCAGAUGCCUCUGAUCCCCCUCCUCCUUAUUCUGAUUUCAGUGUGAGCAAUCAAGAAAGUACUUUGGGGCAUAGUCUCUCCGAAAGCAAUGUUUUCAUGCCUCGACCUCAAGCAGUGGGCUCUUCCAAUUACGUUUCCACAAAUGCAGGAUUGAAGUAUUCUGGCAAUGGCGCAUCCAUGCCUUCCUCCCAAAGAGCAGUUGGUGACAUUGUUGAUGAAUCAGAAGACAGUGAUUAUGAGAACUUGCUUGAACCUACAGAGUCAUCUGACAGUGAAUACUCACAGACAAGGGAUUCACGAUCCCUGACUCAUCCUGAUGGGGAUUCCAGGAACACACAAACCUCCCAGAUAUAAUAGAACAAAAACUCAACAUGGCACUCUUUUUCAUAAUUGUUACAGAAAAAUUUUGGGGAUUUAACCUGGAGAAAAUAAACUACAAAGAGGAUUACUGUGCACAGAAAAUGUAGAAGACUUGCACUAGAUGGCUUAUUCACCUUGUGAUGCAUUUUGCAAGUUUUAUAAUGGAAUCAUUAGGAUAAUCAAGUUGUGUUAAUGUUGAUGAGGUUCAUGGAUGUACUGGUAAAUUUAGGCAAAUGAAAUUUCUAGAAACCUUGUAGCUUGUGUUGCCAUAUUUUCUUUAAGACAAUAAAUUGGGAUUUAGUGACUAAGCACAGUUAGUCUACAAAUAACAAUGUUCUCUAAAAUCAAAACUUACCUCUUGCACUAUCAUGCCUUGAAUUUUAGUUUUUGAAAGGGAAACAAUUUAUCAGUAGCCUUCAAAGCAACUUUCUAUGGUGAGCCAAAUUGAUCUUUACCAGAAAUGAAAUUUUGAUAAUUCCAAGAAGUCUGAUUGGAACAAAUGUGGUCUACCUUCUUCUGUGUACAUGCUCUUUUAAUAGAGAAGGGGUUUGUUUCAAUUUUUUGUACUAGCCUAAUGUAUAUCAUUUCAAAUGACUGUUGCCUUUUUUCUGUAGGAAAAACUUACUGGUAAAUCAUCCAAAUGAAUGUCAUAAGCAUACUUUGGUUUUGGUGGGUUUACAAUGGCUCUAUGCCACGCUAGCCUCAUUUACAGUCUCAUUUUUGUACUAAAAAUAUGAAGUGCACCUAGUAAAUUACAAACAGUAGUUAAUUCACAAUUGGGCUUUAGAAUCUACAAAUUCCAAAUGUUAUAAACUAUUUGCAAUUUCUUUGCAAUCUGUGCAUUGAAUUUAUACUUCUGUACAGUUUAUUUUAUGUAAGAAAUCGGGGAUUGCGUUGGGGAAGGUUGUUUAGAGAUUCACCUGGGUUUAUUAACUCUUUCACCACUGGGUGAAGUACACAAACAUUUAUUUUAAUUUGACUCGCAGCUCUUGUCAGAAAUUUGCCAUUUUGGAAACAUGAAAUGUGGUAUAUUUAGAGAAUUUAUGUUUGGAUGCACUUAUAUUUUUAUUUAAUUACUGCUUGUAUUCUAAUUUUGCCCAAAAGAUGUGAAAUUGUGCUAUUAAAAAGUCUGUGUACUA